AUGGCUGAGGUAGCAAUUGCUAUCCCAGUGAUCUGGAACAAAACAACAUGUGAAGCUGAUGAGUUUAGAAGGAACUCAACUGGAAAGAUAGCUGAUAAGACUAAUGAAGUAAAAGUGUUGCCUAAUUAUCUUAGAGCUUCAUUAGGCUCUUGCCAUGACUACUGCAAGUUUGGUUUUAAACCUGAAUUUAAGACAAUAGAAUGGACUCCAAUGGUGAAGAUAUCCAAGACAUCGCCACGAUGUGAAACUUCACAGAAAAAGAUAGGCCUAGAACCGGCUAAAGGUGAAAAUUUGGAGAAACAGAAAAGUUCAUUCAAAGUUUCUAGGCCAGCAUCAAAUUUGGGGAACUCAAUUCAAUCAUCAAGAACAAAAAGGACAGUGACUUCAAAUAAUCCUGAGGAGCUGAAGCAGAAACCUUUCAGAACAAAGGAGUCUUCAAUUGAAACAGCCCACCAAUUAAGAAGAAACAGUGAAGUCAACAUACCAAAGGGAACAUCCAACAGUGGAUUGACUGAAGGAAAUGAUUCAACCAAUGGCAUUGGGACUUCCAAAGGAAGCAAGAAAACAUAUAUGUUGCCAACGACUUGUUCCCGAUCUCACAAAAUUGAUCGAGAAAAGAUAACAAAGCCAAAGGAGAUAUCUCGUACUAAAAGAAACGAGAAUACAGGUACAUUAUCUGCAUCUCAAUCCAGAGCUCGUAAACCCAAUGCACAGAGCAUAUCAAAGGAGAUAUCCCAUCUUAACAGUAAGGUGGUCCUAGAAAAUGCUGACACAGAGCAACCAAGUGCUGAAAAUAUUCCAGAGAAGAUAUUAUACAUCACUGAACUGAACACCAAAAGCUGUGAAGGCCUAUCCCCUGAGAGAAGCGAUGGAUUAACUGAAAAGCAGGCAUCAAAAAUUGAAGAUGUUAGCCUUAUUCAAGGACAUAUUGAUACUAUUCAUCACUCUCCGUCUUCAUUAUCAUUGUGCUCAGAUAGCAAGGCAUCAUCUUCAUCCACAUUGAUGUCAUUACUAUCAUCAUCGUCUGCUACUAAAUUUGCGAAGAAGAAAAAACAUGCUGGAAAAGAUCAUUCAGAAGAUGGAAACUGCUCGCCCCGGAAGCAAAAAUUUAGGAAAGGAAAGAGUAACAUUGAAAUCCCAUCUGGGAUAAAGAGUCCAAGGAGACUCAAAUUCAGGCAAGGGAAUAUUGCAAUUUCUGAAAGUCAGAGUAAAUAUGCUGAGACCAAGAGGAAGAAGAGCUACAGGAAAACAGACAUUGGAGUCGAAUCAAGGACAACCAGAAAUGAAUUGAAUGAAGUUGUUCUCAGGCGCCAAAAUUGA
Molecule: messenger RNA, 1320 nt
Organism: Coffea arabica (coffee)
Lineage: Eukaryota; Viridiplantae; Streptophyta; Magnoliopsida; Gentianales; Rubiaceae
Source: RefSeq, a predicted model, not a curated record